AAGGAAAACUAUUUUCUCCAUGAUGUUGAAAAUUAUUUUACGUUUUCCGUUGAAAUAAACGGACACUAUAUGUGUAGUUUCGUAAAAUUUAUGAACAUUUAGUGCAAUAUGUGUGAUUAGUAAUCAUACAUGUUACCUUUUUUCGUUGUCAACCAGACGAAGAAUGGUGACAUCCUGGAUUGUGUGGAGAUCAAUAAGCAAUUUGCAUUUGACAAUCCAUUACUUCGAAAUCACACAAUACAGAUGAAACCUAACUUCAAGGUCUCCAAGCAAACAACAUCAACUGCCCGUUCUUUUACAAUAUUGUCACCUUCACAACUUCUACCGAAAAGCAUAAGAUGUCCCAGAGGUACUGUUGUUGUUAGAAGGAUUCAAGAGGUGGAACUAAUUGCCAUGGAUAAAUUCUCACCAUUGUUAGGAACAACCACAUUUUCGACUACAAAUAAAUCUUCCCACUCUACCACCCCAGACGAGGAAUUAUUACCUGGAUACCAAAUUGCAAAUCUUGUAGCAUCAACCAACAACGUAGGAGUAUCUGCCGUUAUUAACGUAUGGACUCCUGACGUCAUAACUGAAGAAUUCUCAGAGGUUUCUGCUUUUGUUGCAACUGAUGAUGGUGCCGCUAGUAAUGUUAUUCAAGUAGGCUGGUUGGUACAUCCCAUGUUAUACCAGAACACCACUAGGCUUUAUGCGUACUGGACCAAAGAUAGUGGGAAAAGCACAGGGUGUUUCAAUGGAUUUUGUCCAGGAUUUGUACAAGUCAGUCAAGAGACUCCUCUUGGCGUAGCCCUAACACCAGUAUCAACGUAUUCAGGCCGUCAAUAUUUUAUGGCAAUAACCAUUCAACAGGACAAAGAUACAAAGAACUGGUGGGUUUUGAUAGGUGACAAGCAAAUAGGAUAUUAUCCAAAGGAGCUGUUCAGUACGAUGGCGAACGGGGCGACAAGAGGUGGUUGGGGAGGAGAAAUAUACAGCAUAUCAACGCAUGCCUCUCCGCCGAUGGGAAAUGGUCAUUUCCCAGAAGAAGGAUAUUCAAAAUCUUGCCUUAUAUCAAGGCUAAACUUGGUAGGUCAAGACUUCCCUAAUAAUACAUCUCUACGCGUAGGAUCAAGUAUACCAGAUUGUUACAAGGCUAUAUAUAAUGGAGAUGUUGGAGGUGACUUUGGACAUAAUAUGUUUGUUGGCGGACCUGCAAAUUGUUGGGAGUGA
Messenger RNA from Spinacia oleracea (spinach), 1209 nucleotides. RefSeq lists its product as uncharacterized. NCBI's taxonomy places the organism in Eukaryota, Viridiplantae, Streptophyta, Magnoliopsida, Caryophyllales, Amaranthaceae. The record is from RefSeq and is a predicted model, not a curated record. Bases 130 to 1209 code for a protein of 359 amino acids. The transcript has 6 exons.